This is a messenger RNA of Malaya genurostris, 6592 nucleotides long. RefSeq names its product DNA polymerase zeta catalytic subunit (gene DNApol-zeta). The transcript has 11 exons. Gene Ontology annotation, cellular component: nucleus; zeta DNA polymerase complex. The record is from RefSeq and is a predicted model, not a curated record. Gene Ontology annotation, molecular function: nucleotide binding; DNA binding; DNA-directed DNA polymerase activity. Gene Ontology annotation, biological process: double-strand break repair via homologous recombination; error-prone translesion synthesis. The coding region runs from base 277 to 6513 and encodes 2078 amino acids. Lineage: Eukaryota; Metazoa; Arthropoda; Insecta; Diptera; Culicidae.
GAGAAUAAUAUUCCCACCCUUUUGAAACAACCUUUGAUUUCAAAUGACGUUAUUUUCGGAUGCUCCAUCCAAACCGUUACGCUCCGUUUGUCAAAACUGUUUUUACAUGAAUACUGAAUGCGAGAAUGGUGGGAACCGAAGUCGGAACAUUGUUGACGAUUUUUUCUGCAACUAGCAAAUUGUACUGUUAAAUAGUUGAAAUUAUCGAUUUAAUACAUGGUUAUGAAUGAAUUAUGUUAUGAAUUGUGAUAAGCUUCAUACAAAGCUUGAUAAAAAAUGGUACGAACAGCAUAUACUACGUCUAUUCGUAUCGUUAGUGUAGAUCACUACAUGCAUAAGCCGGAACCAAAGUUCGAUACAUGUUAUGCAGAGUUUAAAGGAUGUGAUGUGAAACAGGUACCUGUUUUACGUUUGUUUGGUUCAACCUCCGAUGGAACGCAUAGUUGUGUGCAUAUACACGGAGUGUUUCCAUAUCUGUACGUUCCGUACGACGGUAGCACCACCGAUUCGUUAGCCGUUGAUCGAUUGAUGUACCAACUAGCCAGUAGUUUGGACAAGGCAAUCAAUGUGUCCCUGGGAAAUGCCAACUCGACAGCUUCGCACGUAUUCAGGAUUGCGUUAGUGAAAGGGCUGCCAAUUUAUGGAUAUCACAGGAAGGAACAUCAUUUUCUUAAGAUCUAUCUUUACAACCCACACCUUAUUAGGAAGGCUACCAAUUUGUUGAUGAAUGGUGUUAUUUUGUCACGAGUAUUUCAAACCUUUGAAACGCAUAUUCCGUAUGUUCUGCAGUUUUUCAUUGAUUAUAAUUUAUACGGGAUGAGUUUCCUGAAUGUAUCUUCGUGUGCUAUACAUGAACGAACUGGUAGCGACAGUGGAUUACAGAAAAUGUCUACUUCGGAAUAUGAAAUAGAUAUUCUGGCAACUGACAUUCUCAACCGAAGCUCUCUGGAAGAGGAAAAACGAUCCGAAUACGCUAAUCCUGGAAUCGCAUCCAUUUGGAAUGACGAACAAGCAAGACGAAACAUUCUGGGCAUGGAUCAACCAGAGGCUAUCAGUUUGACACAAAGUGGAAAUGUUGAAAUUAUUACAGAUAGCGAUCAGUUUUACCGAAAUAUUUUGUCUUCCAAACUUGUCAGUGAUGAAACGCUUCCCAGUACAGAUGAAACGUUUUCGGACAAUGAGAAAAGGACCAAACCACCAGUUUCGUUCUAUCCUUCGGAGGUUACCGAUAAAGAGCAACUCUUAGACGCUUCGUGUGUUCAAGAUCACAAAACAUUCUCCUUGCAUGGAUCAACGAGUUCGUAUGAUUUCACGUUUAGUCAGAUAGACGAAGAACGAAUUACGGAUAUGUCCCAGAAUCCAGAUGCUACUUUCGCAGAGGAAGACCACGAACUGCUGGAUAUUAUGAAGGAGCUAGAGGAAAACGAAACUAAUCAAUUUGAGGACGACAGCCUAUUGGCGCCACUUACACAAAAUAGUCGAUCAAUCAUUGCCUCCGGUGUCACACUAGGUUUGUCACAAUCGAGUUGUAAGAAAUUGAAUGCAACCUUAAGUGGUGAUAUCGAAAAAGUUUCGCCAGCCCAACCAGAGAAAAAUGAACUCAAUCAAAGCGAACAACCAGCAACGGAAGACGACACACUGGAUUCAGAUGAUGAGUUCCUGUUGGAUUAUACAACCAAGUUGAAUAUGUCUGAAGCAGGGUAUGUUCAAAGCGGAAACCCGAUAAAUGCUCUCCUUGACGACAACGAAGAUGAUUUCCUUGUCGCAGGUACCAUUCCACAAUUGGAUGGAGCGCACAAUGAUGUUUCGUGUGUUUCGACGAAGCGAACUCGAACAAAUGGAGCCAUGGUUGUAAACACGAAUGGCGUUUCGGUAAAUGGCCACGGGCCACUCUCGAAACGGAUCAGAUAUUCAAGAGAGCCUAACAAAACGGCUGGGUUCCAGUCUGCAAAGAGGUCUCUUUCAAACGGACCUUUCGCGGAAGCUCAUUUAUCAGAAACUAGAAAGAAAGUCAAAACAGAACAAAUUCCUUCCUGCAUGCAUAAUGGAUUCGCCCCAAAAAAGCCAGAAAAACCUCUCAAACUGAAGGAAUUGAAAGUUCGAUUGUCCAAAAUUGAUUUAUCUAGUUAUCGGCUUCCUCCGAAAGAGUCGUCAAUCAAAGAACUUCAACGAGAUCUUUCCCCCUACGAUGAGUUUCGCUUAGCACGCGAGUACGACCUGAUGAACAAUUGGGAUCCUCAGGAGGGGUUAUCCUGCGGUACUCGGAAACGCGGUCGUGGUCGACCAAAACGUGCAAAAACUCUGCAAAAGAAAAUAAAAAAGUCUUCUCCCGAGCCCGAAAUUGAGCCGGAAAUCGACAUCGUUCUAUCUCAAAAAUUUCAAAACAUUAUUAAACUUUCUCCUAAAGUACUUCUGAAGCCACUCAGUCAACGAGAAAUGACCAAUCUAAGAGAUAAACCGAGAAAAUCACUAGAACCAACGUUCAUUUCUAGUGGUUCGGAUGUUAUUAUCAUCAGUGACGAAGAAUCACGUUCGUCCGGAUGUCACAAAGUGUCAGAACUUCCAGAGAUCCGAAUGGAAACCGACCUGGAUGUUAAUUCGAAACUACCCGUCUCUCAUCAGAUUCAUUCGGAAGAAAUCCCUCAAUCGAAUUGUACAAGCAAUGAUAAUACUGACAACGAUAGUGAUCUCAAUAUUCAGAGUUUCUACGAAAAUACAUUAGUUUUUGAUGAUUUUGAUCAAAUCGGGUCAUCGUCCGAUGAUAGCAUGAUAAAUAAUGGAUUGACGACAACCGCCGGAAGUGACCAAACAAUUGUAAUUACCCUGCAAGAGAAACCACCACCCUUCGGCGAUGCUUUGAAGGCGUUGCAAGACUUCGUGAUACCAAAAAUUGUGAAUCAAGAACCAUUCUACGGAAAUCCGGCUGACGUAACUGGCAAAAAAGAAAUAGGCCACGUUGUGCUAAGUAUCGGUGGCAAAAGUUUGAGUGAUUUAGAAGAAUUCAGAAGCGUCGUCGAUGGACUUGGCUCUAUCAAUCAGAUUCGUUAUGAGAAAUUGCGAUCAAUUUACGGUGAAAGCUUAGAUCAAAUUUUGGGAGAAACAUCUUCACGCCCGUGCGGUGGUAGACUUAAGGAACUGGUGGCCUCCGAUCGACCGGUUGUGAUUCAUCUUGCCGCUAAACCACCCUCCAAGCAUGAUGCCAAAGUUUGGCUCAAAGCCGUUGCUGCUAUCCAAAAAACGGAUACCAUGACCGUGGAACAGGACAGUCCUAUCAAAGUGAAAAAGAUGGGAGCAAUCAUGGCAGCAGAUUCUGCCCAGGACACCCCAAACCGAUCACAAAGAAAAAUCGACCAUGAAAGCAAUCUCAAUCUAAGCUCGCUCAUCACCGAUAACAAUCAGGUUGAUUGCAGUGCAAGAAAGUCACUGGUAUCAAGAAUUUUCUCGAUGAACACCGUGACGUCUCCGGGAGUGUUCGAUGUAGGUUCACCAGUGGCUGAUAAUUCUUCUGGUAACACAGAUCGCUUGGAACUGAUGAAUUAUAGUGCUAGAAGAAAACGGCUCAGGGGUUUGAGAACUAGGCUUUCUCUGAGUGUUGUCUCCAAGCGUUUGAAAAGUGUAAAAGCAGAUAGUGAAUCUGCCGUUGCAGUCGAAGAAAACAGCGAAGAUGGGACCUCCUGCGUGGAAAACUCGUUCGUCGAAGAAGGAAUGGACAUUGUCAAUUCAUCACAGAUGUUGUCCACAAGUCAAAAAUCGGAAAAUUCUAGUUGUAAAGAGUCGGAUCAAACAACGCUUCCACAUAGCGCAGAAGUAACACUGAUGAAACAACGAUUACUGGCGGAGUCACCAUUCAGCUCGGGAUGCUUAAAUCAAUCGAACAACAGUGACAAUAUUUCAGCCACUACGCAGCACAACAAUACCUAUGGUUUCAAGGUUAACUUCGAAAACCUCCAGAAAGCCAAGGCUACGUGCGAGUAUAACUACCUGACGAUCAUGUCGGUGGAAAUUCACGUUCAAACGCGUGGUGAUCUGCGUCCGAAUCCGGAGACGGAUCCCAUAACGGGCUUGUUCUAUCGUAUUCACAACGACGUUCCCGAAGAUCACCGGAGAGCACCGUCCGUGUGUGGAAUAAUUUUGAAGCCUGAGCUCGAUGGAAGUGGUGCUGACGGCAAAGGUCCUUCGUUCAAGUACAACCAAUGCAGCUAUGCGGCCGACGUGGUGUCGGUCAAAAAUGAGCGAGAGCUGUAUGAAAAGUUUCUAAUGUUGAUAUCGUUCUGGGAUCCGGAUAUAUUUACUGGAUACGAGAUCGAGCAAGCUUCCUGGGGCUACAUUAUUCAGCGAGGGUACGUCCUGGAGAUGAACCUGAUGAAAAUGCUUUCAAGGGUACCCACAGCGGAAAAGGUACACGUAUCGGAAGAGGAAGAACAGGACUUGCUAGAGAUGCAUGAGUACAGUGCGGGACUGAAAAUUCCUGGUAGAAUUCUGUUGGACAUUUGGCGUCUGAUGAGACACGAAAUUGCCUUAACAUCUUACAGCUUUGAAAACGUUAUGUAUCAUAUCAUGCAUCGAAGAGUUCCCCGGCAUUCUUACAAACAUCUCACGAGACUGUGGAACAAACCGUACUCCAAAUGGAUUGUAUACGAAUAUUAUCUGGAACGGGUGAACGGGAACUUGGAACUCCUCCAACAGCUGGAUCUGAUUGGAAGAACUGCAGAGUUGGCCAAACUUUUCGGAAUCCAGUUCUAUGAGGUUUUGUCUCGAGGAUCACAAUUUCGAGUUGAAAGUAUGAUGAUGAGAAUAGCUAAACCCAGAAAUUUCGUAUCUCUAUCUCCUAGCAUCCAACAACGUGCACAUAUGCAUGCACCGGAGUAUUUACCAUUGAUAUUGGAGCCCAAUUCACGAUUCUAUGCGGAUCCGCUUAUAGUGCUGGACUUCCAAAGUCUCUAUCCCAGUAUGAUCAUAGCCUACAACUAUUGUUUCUCGACAUGCCUUGGACGGGUGGAACAUUUAGGAAAAGCUGAGCCUUUCGAAUUUGGGGCGUCUCAGCUGCGACUUCCCAGGAAACUUCUUCAGACACUACUCGAGAAAAAUCUGAUCACAUUUUCUCCCUGUGGUGUUGCGUUCGCCAAAUCUUCAGUCCGGGAAGGAAUCCUUCCUCGAAUGUUGAACGAAAUCUUGGCGACACGAUUGAUGGUGAAAGCGUCCAUGAAACUGCACAAAGACAACAGUAUCCUUCAACGGGUUCUGCACUCUCGACAGCUCGGGUUGAAACUCAUUGCCAAUGUCACGUACGGUUAUACCGCCGCCAACUUCAGUGGUCGAAUGCCGUGCGUGGAAGUCGGUGACAGUGUCGUCAGUAAGGGACGCGAAACGUUGGAAAGAGCUAUCAAAAUGGUGGAAAGUUCACCGAAAUGGGGUGUCAAAGUGGUUUACGGUGACACUGAUUCACUGUUCGUGUUGUGUCCUGGUAGGACAAAGGAGGAGGCAUUCAAGAUUGGCGAAGAAAUAGCCAAUGCAGUAACGAAGGACAAUCCACCACCAGUGAAAUUAAAACUGGAGAAAGUGUAUCAACCAUGUAUUUUGCAGACAAAGAAACGGUAUGUGGGUUACAUGUACGAAAGUGCGGAUCAGGAUAAACCCGUUUACGAAGCUAAAGGAAUUGAGACUGUUCGUCGCGACGGUUGCCCGGUUGUCGGUAAAAUGCUCGAGAAAGUUCUGCGUAUUCUGUUCGAAACGCGAGAUGUUUCGAAAGUAAAACAAUACACGUGUCGUCAGUUUACGAAAAUUCUGGAAGGACGUGUUAACCUGCAGGAUUUUAUUUUUGCUAAAGAAUUUCGUGGCGAAAACGGCUACAAACCGGGAGCAUGUGUACCAGCUUUGGAGCUCACACGACGCUGGAAGCUGGUAGAUCCACGACGAGAACCACGUCGAGGUGAACGGGUGCCGUAUGUUAUUAGCAGUGGUCCUCCGUUGGUUCCACUAAUUCGACUAGUCAGAAGUCCGGACGAGCUGCUUGUCGAUAGCGGACUUAAAAUAAAUGCAAACUAUUACAUAUCUAAAGCAAUAAUUCCGCCCCUAAACCGUUGUCUGUUGCUGCUUGGGGCAGACGUCAAUCAGUGGUACAACGAUCUUCCACGGAAAUUUCUUAUACUGCACAACACAGCUGGGAAGGGUUCAUCGCUUGCUAAUGAAUUGCAAGUGCCGAAAAAGAGUACAAUUUCGCAGUACUUCUCGACCACCAGUUGUGUGGCUGAUUGUGGCAAUCAAACGCACCGUGGGGUAUGUAACCAAUGCCUGCGGAAGCCUCAGCACACGGUUGGAUACGUGGCAGAUAAAAUAAACCGUUUGGAACGUCGUGUCGAACUCAGCGAAAAGAUGUGUAAAUCCUGCUGUCAACGGACGUUCGAAACGGCAUGCGCUUCCCUCGACUGCCCGGUACUGUUCGUACUGAACCGACAGAACCGAGAGUACGCCCAAGUUCAGUAUUACCGGGAUCUAAUGGAGGAAAUGUUUUAGAGGUUGUUAAGUUGGUCUAUUUAUUUUUAUUAGUUUUUCUAGCAGUGAAGUACAUAAACAAAAUUUUAAGUUGUAUUGA